Molecule: messenger RNA, 2733 nt
Organism: Necator americanus (New World hookworm)
Lineage: Eukaryota; Metazoa; Nematoda; Chromadorea; Rhabditida; Ancylostomatidae
Exons: 25
Coding region: 1-2733 (910 amino acids)
Biological process (GO): protein polyubiquitination; regulation of dendrite morphogenesis
Cellular component (GO): cytoplasm
Molecular function (GO): protein binding; ubiquitin protein ligase activity
Source: RefSeq, a predicted model, not a curated record
AUGAUUGUUAUUCGACGAAAUGCUACGUCACAAUCGCAAUCUAUUCCACCAAUAUGUGAUGAUCAACUAGGUGUUUCAACAAAUCUAGUUUAUAUAGGAGAAGAUUCAAGUCAGGUGGUGUUUGUUUCAUGGAAACUGUCACACGAAGCUAAUAUGAUCGAUUGGAUUGGCUUAUUUAAUUUUGACGACGACGAUCCGUCGCACUAUUUGGAUCACAAAGGACGUGGUGUAGUAGGUCCACAAGAGGGUACGGUAGCAUGGAGUGUGAUGCGAGCAAAUUUACCGUCAACGCUUAAAAGUAUACAGUUUGGGUAUGUAGAUGGUCUCACUGGUGUGGUACUUGCUAGAUCUCCUCCAAUUAGAAUAACGGAUAAAGCUCGACUGCUAGUAGAAGAGGUCAGCUAUCAUUUCUUUGAAAAGUCAGAAGAACCACGACGAUUACGUUUGGCCAGCGGUGGUAAAUCCAGGACGAUCACGUUACCUUGUGAGAAAAAGGUGGCUACGGUGAACUCACGAUUCCCGUACUCUGCCGCGUCGUCAUUCGAUAUUGCUAUUGAUAGCACGAAUUGUGUGAUUCCACUUGUGGAAAUUGAACAUUUGACGGGUGAUUUAAACAUUGCCGUACAAUCCGAUCAACGGCACUCGUUCACCGCGGUGAUCUCAGUGUGUAUCGAACCGAUGGAUACGGAAAGAUCGGCUCGUCUGCGUUCACGCAGCAAACGAACCGAAAAUCUGGACAUUAGGGUGUCUGGUGUGUCUUCCUCUUCUUCGGGAAGUUCGAUGAGCCAAGCCAGCUCGUCUUCCGGAUCUUCUACUCAACUCAAUGUGACUACACCUCUGCCAGCAGGUUGGGAAGCUUGUACUGAUCGUAAGGGUAGGACAUUCUAUAUAGACCAUACAUCAAAGAAAACCACCUGGCAAAGACCAUCAACUGAAGACACUAAAGAAAGCGAGCAGAUGAAAAGGUAUUCAAUGAAUCGUCGUACUGUUGGCAUAUCUCCGCCCACCACACCAACUUUCAGCCCCGCUAUUUUCCUUCAGCGACCGGAUUUUGUUAGUCUACUGCAUGAAAAUGAGGUUGCUCUAGCUGCUUAUAAUGCAUCACCAAUUGUUAAGCAUAUAGUGCAUCGAAUACGAAAAUGUGGUGAGCCAACGGAAAAAUAUGAAAAUAACAGGGAUUUUGUGGCUUUCGUGAAUUUAUUCGCCGAUGACACUCAGCCGUUACCAAUGAACUGGCAAGCGAGUGGUAGAAAUCCGACUGUAUUUAUUGAUCAUGCGGCUAGACGAACUACGCUUAUCGAUCCACGAUUACCAAUGCCAAGUAUUGAUAGGAAACGAGGACGUAGUGCACCGCCGUCACGACGUCAAAAUCUGGACAAGAAUGGGAACCUUCUAGAUCUGGCAAGUCGUACAGCUGAAAUUGCAUUACUUGUGGAAGAGCGGUUACCGGAAUUGGCUCCAAAGAUACGAAAAAAAUUACGGCUCAUCGAAAGAUUAGGCGCUGUCGCUCUGGCGCGAUUAGCGAACGAUGUGGAUUUGAUCACGGCGAUCAGCAUCCUCGACUCAGACGAUCAAGUCACUUCGAGCGAAUUGGAAGAAAAACUCAAUCACUUCUAUGCAUCCCUUCAUCGAAGCGGUUACGGUAAAGGACCACAGAAGAUCAAGUUCCGAUUCAGUCGAUCGAAUCUUCUCCACGACGCUUUUGAACAGAUCUUGGCUGCAGAUGCACUUUCGCUACGAAGAGCUCGCCUAUCGAUCGCAUUCGACGAUGAGGAAGGCCUCGAUUAUGGUGGUCCAUCGCGAGAAUUGUUCUAUCUGUUAUCACGAGAACUGUUCCAUCCGUACUAUGGUUUAUUCGAAUAUUCAGCUCCUGAUCAAUACACUGUACAAAUCAGUCCACAUUCAAAUUUAGUGCAACAAGAAAUGCAAUGGAUGGAAUUAGCUGGACGAGUGCUUGGUCUGGCCCUACUUCAUCGAUGCCUUAUCGAUACGUUUUUCACGAGAACUUUCUACAAAAUGCUGUUGGAACAGCCCAUCACCCUACUCGAUCUUCAAGAUGUUGAUCCAGAAUUCUAUCGUAGUAUGAUGUGGAUUCGUGAAAAUCCCGUCGAUCCUUCGCUUGGCAUGACAUUUGUGAUCACCGAAGAAGAGAAGGGACAGGUGGUCGAGAAAGAACUGCUCCCCAAUGGCGCUGAACUGGACGUGGCCGAUCAGAACAAGGAGGAAUUCAUCUCGUUAAUGGUGAAAUGGCGUGUUGAACGAGGGAUUCAGCGGCAAUCCAGAGCACUUCUAAGAGGACUGCAUCAGAUUAUCGAUCGCGAUUUUUUACGAGUGUUCACUGUUGAUCAAGUAGAAUUGGUGCUUUCUGGAUCGAGGGAAAUCGAUUUGGAAGAUUGGAGGAAGAAUACCGAAUAUAGGGGCGGUUAUUUUGAUGAGCAUGUGGUUAUAGAAUGGUUUUGGGACCGAGUAUCACAAAUGUCGAACGCUGAUCGGUUGAAAUUGUUACAGUUUGUCACUGGUACUUCGAGUAUACCGUUCGAAGGUUUUGCAAUGUUACGUGGAAGUAAUGGACCAAAACGUUUCACUAUAGAGAAAUGGGGUGAAGAGUCAGCUCUUCCAAGAGCGCAUACGUGUUUCAAUCGCCUUGAUUUGCCAUCCUAUCCGACACGGCAUAUAUUAAAGGCUAAAUUACAUACUGCCAUCACUGAAGGGAUUAAUUAUGCCAUUGAAUAA